GAGAACCAGGGUUUAGGGUUUUUAGUAUGUCUUUAGACUUCACCACCUCACAUGGGUUUUGAGUUGAAUCUGCAUACGUGAACUCGACGUGAAAAUACGUGAAAAUAAAUUAGUCGUAGCAUCAAUCGCUGUUUGAACGACUGCGAUUUGUUGAACAUCUGCAAUUUGCCAGACAUUUGCUACAGGCGAGGAGACGAUGUAGAGAUUGGGAUCGCCCUAAAGAUCGGGGAAGCGAAACUGCCCUGCCUGUGUUGACAUUCCGGAGACAUGGCCGAACCAGGAGAUAAUGCCGAUGUUUUACCCUCUCAUACUGCGUUGUAUUUAGAACCCACAUACUGGAAUGAUCGUUUUGCCAGAGAGGAGCACUACGAGUGGUUCAAGGACUACUCGCAUUUUAGGCACCUUAUUCUUGCAAAUGUAAAGCCCACCGAUCGGGUACUCGAAGUAGGAUGCGGAAACUCGCAAAUGGGUGUUGAGAUGUUCAAAGAUGGCAUAUGUCAGAUUACGCGCACAGAUCUUUCCCCUGUUGCUGUCAAGCACAUGCAAGAAAGAUCUGCUGCUCUUGGUUUUGAAGGAAUUCGACAUGAAGUUGCGGACAUGUUAGAUUUACCUUUUGAAGAUGGUUCUUUUGACGUUGUGAUCGAGAAAGGGACUUUGGAUGUUCUGUUUAUAGACAGCGGUGACCCUUGGAAUCCUUCGGAAGACGUGGUCAAACGAGUGACAAAAAUGUUGCAAGAAACUCACAGAGUUCUCACCCCUGGUGGCUUAUUCAUAUCUAUCGCAUUUGGUCAGCCACACUUUAGGCGACCCCAUUUCGAAGCCGAGGGUCUGAGUUGGUCUAUGAAGUGGGCCACCUUCGGAGAUUCCUUUCACUACUUCUUUUAUACACUCCGAAAGGGUACGAAAGAGAUCAACCAAGGGCCAACGUCCUCUAUCCAUACGGGAGGGAAAUUUACUUUUGAUCUGGAUCAUGAGUUUAUGGACAACGAGGAUUUUCUGCUGCGCUCAAGUAUCGGAGAUGAUGAUUAAGAUGUCUAGUUAGAGAGGUUUAAAAUGCAAGCGAUUUAGCGUCAGCUACUGAGAUCAACAUAUUCAAGUGUCAUGAUUGUGUUACCAAGUCUUGCAUAUGGCCUUCGCUAGGAAGGCAGACUCUAGUCUUCACUCAAGAGGAGGUGAAUCAUUUCUAAUCUUUUACUGUUCAAAGUAAGCGAUCAGAUACAAGUAUCCAGGUUGUAACGGUUGUCACCUUGUCAAGAGGUCUCUUAAGAUUGACGAACCUCUAAGCUUUACAUGUCUGAACAUUGUCCUGCAUGUAGUUCGAAGGGUGAUGCUCAGCUCAGCUCAGCUCAGCUCAUAAGAGGACAUGCAUGCAAUUUGAGUCGCAUGGAGCCCAGGUUUUUUUGUUCAAGGGAGACGCAUUUCUGAUAUACGUCUUGCCACUGGGACUAAACAAUGAUAACCAACAGACGGAGCUAAACUUGCAUUGAA
This is a messenger RNA of Marchantia polymorpha subsp. ruderalis, 1488 nucleotides long. The record is from the annotation of a GenBank genome assembly. Lineage: Eukaryota; Viridiplantae; Streptophyta; Marchantiopsida; Marchantiales; Marchantiaceae.